UUUAACUACCUUGCUUCCACCUACCUGGGAGUUCGUGGGUGAAAAAAAGCCGAGAAUCAGAGAGAGAAUCUCCACCUUCAUUAAUUCAGCUAUGGGGUCCGCCACCGCCGCGAAUUCUAACGUUUUCGUCUACGGCAGCCUCCUCGCCGACGACGUCGUUCGCGUCCUCUUAAGCCGCGUUCCUCCUUCCUCCCCCGCCAUCCUACCUGACUUCCAUAGAUUUAGCAUCAAGGGACGUGUUUACCCUGCAAUUCUACCUGUUCAAGAUAAGAAAGUUAUCGGGAAGGUUCUCAUUGGCAUCACUCCUCCCGAACUCGAUAUUCUCGACUCAUUCGAGGACGACGAGUAUGAAAGGAAAACUGUCGAUGUUCUUCUCAAGGAUAGUUCUGAGAAGUUGCAAGCUUACACGUAUGUUUGGCUAAACAAGACUGAUCCGAACUUAUACGGCGAAUGGGAUUUCGAGGAGUGGAAAGUAGUGCACAUGGAUAACUUCUUGAACAUGACAAAGGGUUUCAUGGAAGAAAUCACGGCACCUGAUUCGAAAACGAGGGUUGAAACGUAUGAAUCGUUCUAUCAAGAGAAAGACAAAUAAUCGUGUUCCCAUUUGUAAUUAAUUAUAUGAUCUUUCAACUUAUUUCCAUGACUGUUAUAGUCAUCUGAAUAAAGUUAAAAGCAAAAAUUCACGUCGCACAAGUGAUUUUCAAGGUUUCGGUUUUUUAAUCAACGGUCAAAA
Messenger RNA from Erythranthe guttata (spotted monkey flower), 733 nucleotides. Its product is annotated as AIG2-like (avirulence induced gene) family protein. The record is from RefSeq and is a predicted model, not a curated record. Lineage: Eukaryota; Viridiplantae; Streptophyta; Magnoliopsida; Lamiales; Phrymaceae.